AUGGCAUUUUUGCUUCUCCUGGUGAUGCUGACAGCAUGUGCUGCUGAUCAACAAGAUCUGUCUGGUGAAAUGUUUACCUUCCUGGAGCGAACUAACACGGCUAAUGUGAGACUGACAACAUCGGCACAGAAUAUCAGUGCUGUAACUGUCUGUCUCAGGUCAUUUACAGACCUCAAAAAAGCCCACGUGCUUUUCUCUCUGGCCACACCGUCUGCUCCCAAUGGUUUCCUACUAUUCAAAACCACUGAUGGGAUUGAACUCAUUGUCAAGAAUCGAAAGGUCGAAUUUGCAGCAGAGGACUACAAGCUGAACAUGUGGCUCUCAAUUUGUUCUACAUGGGACUCUGCAUCUGGUGUGGUGCAGCUGUGGUUAGAUGGAAAGCCCUCAGUAAGGAAAUUCAUUGGUGGAUCAAACAUCUUGAGCUCCAUUAUUAUCCUCGGACAGGAGCAGGAUUCAUAUGGCGGGGGGUUUGCCAUUGAUCAGUCUUUUGUUGGCAUGCUUUCUGAUGUCCAUAUGUGGGACUACGUCCUUUCACCCUGUGAGAUCAAGUACUACGUGAAUGAUCUGAACUUCACCCCAGGGAGUCUGCUCAACUGGAGGGCACUGCACUUCAAUACCAACGGAAGAGUGGUGAUAGAAAGGAAACAAAAGGCCUGUCUGUUGUAG
Plectropomus leopardus (leopard coralgrouper) is the source of this 666-nucleotide messenger RNA. Its product is annotated as C-reactive protein-like. Lineage: Eukaryota; Metazoa; Chordata; Actinopteri; Perciformes; Serranidae. The record is from RefSeq and is a predicted model, not a curated record.